GGUUUAAGCAAAAACCCUCCGAGUUCAUGCCCAAAUGCCCAUUCCCAUUCCGUAUCAGCUACUUCCUCAACGAAAGUCGAAUCCUUUCGAGCAACCCAGUUAAGCGCUCUAUCCAUCUUCGCUUUUCUUCUUCUGUUUCAGUUUCUCCGAAGCCAUCCAUGGAAGCCGAGCAACACCAGGAGAAUCCAUUGGAGGCUCCAAUCUCGGAGAAGAUGUUCAAAUCGGCUCCCAAAAUGGGUUCUUUCAAGCUGGGUGAUUCCACUUUGUCUUCGAUGAUUGAGAAUUACGCCAAUUCGGGUGAUUUUGCGUCGGUCGAGAAGCUUUUGAGCCGAAUUAGAUUAGAGAAGAGAAUGAUUAAAGAGCAUAGCUUUAUUGUUGUAUUUAGGGCUUACGGGAAAGCACAUUUGCCUGAGAAAGCUGUAGAAUUGUUUCACAGGAUGGUCGAUGAGUUUCAGUGUAAACGUACAGUCAAGUCCUUCAACUCUGUGCUGAACGUGAUUACAAAAGAGGGUCUUUAUCACCGAGGGUUGGAGUUUUAUGAUUAUGUUGUGAACUCGAACAUGAACAUGAACAUUCAUCCUAAUGGCCUGAGCUAUAACCUGGUCAUUAAGGCUCUCUGCAAGCUGGGAUUUGUGGACCGAGCUAUCGAGGUCUUCAGGGAAAUGCCUGAGAGAAAGUGUUUGCCUGAUGGGUAUACUUAUUGUACAUUGAUGGAUGGGUUGUGUAAGGAGGAAAGGAUCGAUGAAGCGGUUCUACUGUUGGACGAGAUGCAGAGCGAGGGAUGCUCACCGAGCCCUGUUACGUAUAACGUGUUGAUUGAUGGGUUGUGCAAGAAAGGCGAUUUGACUCGAGUGACGAAGCUUGUGGAUAAUAUGUUUCUUAAAGGGUGUGUCCCUAACGAGGUGACUUAUAAUACGCUUAUCCACGGUCUAUGUCUCAAGGGUAAGUUGGAUAAAGCUGUUAGCCUCUUAGAGCGGAUGGUGUCGAGCAAAUGCGUACCAAACGAUGUCACGUAUGGAACGCUGAUCAAUGGGUUGGUUAAGCAGAGACGAGCAAUGGACGCGGCUAGGUUGCUGAUCUCUAUGGAAGAAAGAGGGUAUUGUUUGAAUCAGCAUGUUUAUUCGGUUCUUAUAAGCGGAUUGUUUAAAGAGGGGAAAGCUGAGGAAGCUAUGAACUUGUGGAAGAAAAUGGCUGAGAAAUGUUGUAAACCCAACAUUGUUGUGUACAGUGCUCUUGUUGAUGGUUUAUGCCGCGAAGGGAAACCAGAGGAAGCUAAAGGAAUACUAAACGGAAUGAUAAGUAAUGGAUGUUUGCCCAAUGUGUAUACGUACAGCUCUCUGAUGAGAGGCUUCUUCAGAGCUGGUCUUAGUGAAGAAGCGAUUCAAGUGUGGAGAGAGAUGGAUGAAACAGAAUGCGCUCGGAAUGAGGUUUGUUAUAGUGUUGUAAUCGAUGGUCUUUGUGGGGUUGGGAGAGUUAAGGAGGCUAUGAUGAUUUGGUCAAACAUGCUCACUAUUGGGAUCAAACCUGAUACGGUAGUUUAUAGUUCAAUGAUCAAAGGUCUUUGUGGUAUCGGAUCAAUGGAUGCGGCACUAAGUCUUUACCAUGAGAUGCUGUGCCAAGAGGAACCUAAGUCACAGCCUGAUGUUGUUACUUACAAUAUACUUCUUGGUGGUUUAUGUAACCAGAAAGAUGUCUCUAAAGCAGUUGAUCUCUUGAACUGUAUGUUGGAUAGAGGUUGUGAUCCGGAUGUCAUUACCUGUAACACGUUCUUGAAGACUUUGAGCGAGAAGUCAGAUUCCUGUGAAGAAGGGAGGAGUUUUCUUGAGGAGCUUAUUGUGAGGCUCUUAAAGCGUCAGAGAGUAUCAGGCGCGUGUAAGAUUGUGGAAGUGAUGCUGAGUAAGUAUCUGACACCAAAGGCUUCCACUUGGGCGAUGAUUGUUCCGGAGAUUUGUAAAUCGAAGAAGAUCAAUGCCGCCAUUGAUAAAUGCUGGAGGAACUUAUCGCACGCAGGCUCCUCAAAAGCCUCCUCUAUGCUUCUGGAGAUAUGGAAUACCAGAAAGGCUCGAGAAAAACAGCUUAAACCAAAAGGAAAAGGAUCUUUGAAGUCUGAUUGGUCUCUCCAUGGUUCAAAUUUUCGUGCAACUAGAGAAAGAGAAAAGCCUGAAUACUGAUCGGCGGAUGCUUUUCGAUAAGUGAAGCCUUAAAGACUAUUAUCUGAUGCUCUCUGGGAUUCUUGUGCCGUGCUUCAGUUACUGUUCUGGUUUUGGAUUUAGUUGGCUUUUCCUUUUCCUUUUGCACUUGCACCAUAUAUAUACUUGAAACCCAAUUUGUAGAACAAAGGAGGCAUUUGUGUAAGAAUUUUGGAACGUGUAAAGCAGAGAAGUUUUAAUAUCAGAGGAAACUCUAGAGGAAAGUCCAGAUAUAUAUGCAUCGUUCUUGCUAAUUUGAUAAUUUAAUCUAAGAUUUAUGUGGAAAAAAAAAUUGGUGACUGUGAUGAUCUUUUG
Messenger RNA from Thlaspi arvense, 2504 nucleotides. Lineage: Eukaryota; Viridiplantae; Streptophyta; Magnoliopsida; Brassicales; Brassicaceae. The record is from the annotation of a GenBank genome assembly.